AUGAAAACUCCAUUCGGACUGCAAUAAUACUUCGCUACUAAGCAAGCUCAGCAUCAUCAACUGUUGGAUGAGGAGUCUGAACGCACCCAUAAGAUGAUGGUCAAGGAAAUUGAAAUAGAUGGAAACAUGUGUAAGAAACAAGCUUCACUUGUAUUGGAUAAUACUCCUGUGUAUUUUCCUCAUUAGCCAUAUGAUGUUUAAAAGAGUUAUAUGGAAAGUGUGAUAAGAGCGUUAAAUAAGAAAUAAAAUGCAUUAUUGGAAUCCCCAACAGGGACAGGCAAAACUUUAUCUUUGCUUUGUGCUUCUUUGGCAUGGUUAAAAAAGAAUAGAAAAGAUCAAUUAAAUUCUGAUCAGCCUAAGAAUAUUAAAAUUAUCUAUUCUUCAAGAACCCAUGCUCAAUUAAAAUAAGUGGCUAUGGAGUUGAAGAAGACCGUCUAUAAACCUAAUGUUUCUAUGCUUGGAUCAAGGGAUUAAUAUUGUAUAAGAGGUGAUUUUAGUGCGAUUAAAGGGACUUUGUUAAAUUAAAGUUGCCGAAAAUCAGUCAAGUCAAAUUAAUGUCAAUUUUAUAAAAAAGAACAUCUCAUACUUAUGGCUCAAAAUUAUAGUACAUUGAUAAGUAGUCUAGAUGAAGCAAAAUAAUUUGGAUUUAAAAAUAAAUUGUGCCCUUAUUAUUUCGAGAGAUAAAGAUUGGAUUUUGCAGACCUCAUAUUGCUUCCAUAUAAUUACCUCUUAGAGAAAGACUUUUAAGAUGUUGUUGAAAUUGAAAAUUCCAUUUUGAUUUUUGAUGAAGCACAUAAUGUGUAGUCGACAGCUGAAGAAGGUUCUUCAUUUCUUAUCACUCAUAACAAUAUAAUAGAAGCUGAAAAAGAUCUUGAAAAGUGGAUUGAUGAGUUGGAAUCAGUCUCGAUCUUUUAUGAUCAAUUAAAAGCUAAAUUAAAUUCAGCUAAAGUACCGACUGAAUUAAAGGAAUUCAGAUCGAUCAUGAUUACAAUUAGAGUAUUUGCUUAAUAUAUUGAAUCAUUCAAAAAUAAUCCAGAAUUUGUCAUUUCUGAUAAGGAUGAGAAAUAUUUAAUUUCAGAUGCUCGAAGAAUAUAAAAUAUGAUUUUUGAACACACUCAAGACAAAGAAAACACAUUUAGAUUGUGGUCUGAGAAUUCCUAGACUAAUUAUGCAAAAGGAGUCAAUAAAAAUAAUUUUGCUAAAUAUCUGAUUCAUUGUUCUGUUUUGAUUGAAGUUAUGGGUGAAUUAUCUCAGAUUCCAGGUUAUCAUUUUGAAUCAUGGGUUAAGUUUAUGAAAAAUGUUUUUGAUCUAAUCAAGGUUGAAGAUGAAAGAGAGAAAUAAAAAUUAUCAUUAAACUCUUUAUAAAACGAGUUUAAUCAAUACAAAUUGUCUUUCAUUCUUGACUAAUCUAAUUAGUUAUCCAUUAAUAUGUGGUGUCUUGAACCCUCCCUUGCCUUUUCUAGGCUAUUCAGUAAAAGUAUAUACUCAAUCUUGUUGACAUCUGGUACACUGUCCCCAAUGCCAUCAUGGGCUUGUGAAUUAAGAAUACCUUUUGAAGUUUAACUAGUUAAUGAGCAUAUAAUUGACCUCAAUAAAAAUCUUAGAGUUUUCUAACAUAAAACUUUUGAUUUUUCAUUCAAUUAAAGAAACAACGAGGAAUAAGUCAGCAAAUUUGGUGUUACAUUAUUAAGCUUAAGUUAGAUUAUUCCCAAUGGAAUUCUUGUUAUUUUCUCAUCCUAUAGUCUCAUGAAUAAAUUCAGAAGCAAAUGGACAUAUAAUAAAUUAUUACCUAGGUUAUGUGAAAUCAAAGCCUGCUUAUGGGAACCAUAGCAAAGUGCAGAAAUGCAGAACGUUUUUGAUCUAUACAAAUAAAAGUCUAAGAAAGGUGCCAUCAUGUUUGCAGUCCAUAGAGGAAAGGUUGCUGAAGGAAUUGAUUUCUCUGAUGAAUUAUGUAGAGCUAUAUUUUUAGUUGGGGUUCCCUAUCCUCCUAAAUAAGACAAUCAUCUACUAGAGAAAAUGGGCUACUUGGAUAAAAUCUUUAAUGAUCCAGAAUUUACUAAUUAAUAACGAAUAAAGAGCUCUGAGUGGUAUACUCAAUAGGCCAUUCGUGCUACUAAUCAAGCCAUGGGAAGAGUUAUUCGACACAUAAAUGAUUAUGGUAUUGUUUAUCUAUGCGAUAAGAGAUUUGAAUAUAGAGAUAUAAAAUAAGGGCUAUCAAAAUGGGCACAGCCAGCCAUCUAACCUUGGGUCAAUGAUGAUGAGGUGAUCAAGCAAACGAAAGAAUUUUAUAAUAGAACAAUCUCUAUUAAAGAAUAAUGUAUCAAAGAGCAAAUUGAAUAAAAGCCUAUUCAAGAACAAGAUUGCAAAAAAAGAAAACUCCAAUUUUUUGGUUUGCAAAAUAAAAACGAUUUUGAAAAGUUAAAAGAUGAAACCCAAGAAAGGGUGAAAAAUUUGAAUGAAUAAUAAUAACAAAAUGAGUAUAUCAAUCUACAAAGUUAUCAGAUGAAUUAUAAGCCUCAAGAAUAAUAGAAUAAAAAUUCUAAUAAAAACUCACAAAAAUAAUUAGACAUUUCAAAUUUUCAGAAUAUUAAUUUAUCAAAUUUAGAUCAAAAUAGUAUUUAAGAAAUAUAAUAAAAAAUGGACAUAGAUGACGAUUAAGUAUCAAGAAUGGAGUCGAAAAAGAAAAAGCUGUGUAUUAGAUUAAAAAAUUAAAAAUGA
Molecule: messenger RNA, 2718 nt
Organism: Paramecium tetraurelia
Lineage: Eukaryota; Ciliophora; Oligohymenophorea; Peniculida; Parameciidae
Exons: 3
Biological process (GO): negative regulation of DNA recombination; telomeric loop disassembly; negative regulation of t-circle formation
Cellular component (GO): nucleus
Molecular function (GO): DNA polymerase binding; DNA helicase activity; hydrolase activity, acting on acid anhydrides, in phosphorus-containing anhydrides
Source: RefSeq, a predicted model, not a curated record